This is a messenger RNA of Xenia sp. Carnegie-2017, 3052 nucleotides long. Its product is annotated as N-terminal kinase-like protein. Gene Ontology annotation, biological process: protein phosphorylation. Gene Ontology annotation, molecular function: ATP binding; protein kinase activity. Bases 259 to 2973 code for a protein of 904 amino acids. The record is from RefSeq and is a predicted model, not a curated record. The transcript has 18 exons. NCBI's taxonomy places the organism in Eukaryota, Metazoa, Cnidaria, Anthozoa, Malacalcyonacea, Xeniidae.
GUAAAAACGGAGUUUGUUUCACGAAAAUACAAAAGAAUUGUCCACAGAAUUGUCUUUGCGCAAAAGCUCGCGAAUUAUUACAACAAAAAAAUUGGUUUGUUGUAGAAAAAGAAUUAUCAUCAUUUCGUGAUCACCAGCUGAACUAAAGCUCUGCCUCUUUAAUGUGUCACGAAGCCAUAUAAAGAAACAUGGAUUAUUGCAAUGAUGGUUUGAGGCUUAUAUUUUGCUUGAUAAAGUUUUUCAACUGCUUGUGCUGAAAUGCAUGGACUUUGGAAUCUCAUUGGUAAAGUUGGGCAAAGCUCUACACAAGCUUUUCCAUAUGAAAUUGGAGAUAAAAUUGUUGACCACGAAGGCAGAACAAUAUGGACUUUACAUUCUGGGAAGAAGAAAGGCACUGAAGAAAAUGUCUCUAUCUUUGCUUUUGAUGUGAAGAAUUCAUCUUCUAAUGAGCAUGAAGUUGCUAAAGCUGAGUUCAAGCGUUUGAAGACACUGAGACAUCCCACAGUUUUGCGUUUUAUUGAUGGACUUGAGUCAGAAAGUUUUGUAUACAUUGUUACCGAGGCAGUUAUUCCUUUGGAGAAAUAUCUUAAAGAAAAUACAAAUGAACUGGAAAUUUCAUGGGGAAUUCACCAGAUUGCAACAGCCUUAGACUUUCUCAUCAGCAAUGCUGGUUUGGUUCAUGGCAAUAUUUGUCUGUCUUCUAUAUUUGUUGACAGUGGAGGGGAAUGGAAACUAGGUGGUGUAGCUUACAUCCAUCCCUCAUCACCAUCAAGUGGAGGAGAUGUACAAACUUUUUCUCGAUUUCCAUGGAUGCAGAAGUAUGAUCCUCCAGAGGGUGUUGAUGGUGCCAAACUGAAAAAGAAGACUGAGAAAUGGUCAGCAGAUGUCUGGGGUCUAGGUUGCCUUAUUUGGGAGAUAUUUAAUGGUCCCCUGCCAAAAUCAUCUUCUCUCAAAUCAGUUGGGAAAAUACCUUCAAACUUGCUGAGUCAUUAUGGUGAGCUUGUAAGUGCUAACCCUAAAAGCAGACCGGAUCCUGCAAAGUUCAUUGCACAAUGUCGUGCCAAGGGCCAAUACCUGGCGAAUACUUUUGUUGACUCUAAUUUAUUUUUGGCUGAAAUACAGAUAAAAACACAGGACGAACAAAAGGAGUUCUUUAAGUCAUUAAGUUCUCAACUUGAUGCAUUCCCUCAAAAAUACUGUAAAUUAAAGAUUUUACCAUUAUUGUUGAAUGCAUUUGAAUAUGGUUCAGCUGGUUCUACGGUUUUAACGCCAUUAUUUAAGAUUGGAAAACUAUUGGAUGCUGAAGAUUAUCAACAAAAAAUUGUUCCUUGUGUUGUAAAAUUGUUCUCUUCUACCGACAGAGCUACACGAAUACAAUUACUUCAACAGUUGAAUAAUUUUGUGGAACAUCUUCAAGGGUCUGUAAUAAAUAAUCAAAUAUUUCCCAAUGUUGCAACGGGAUUUAAUGACACAGUUCCAGCUGUAAGGGAACAUACUGUAAAGUCAAUGCUCUUGCUUGUGCCAAAGCUUAAUGAGAAGACUAUCAACAAUCAACUGUUGAAGUUUUUUGCCAAACUUCAACUUGACGAACAGCCAAGUAUUCGAACCAACACGACCGUUUGUCUGGGUAAAAUAGCUUGUCAUCUUCCUGAAACAACCCGGGCGAAAGUCAUUGUUGCAGCCUUUCUUCGUGCAUUGCGAGAUCCGUUUCCUCCAGCACGAAUGGCUGGUAUCAAUGCACUGUGUGUCACGCUUGACUUUAUACCAAUUGAUGAAUGUGCAAAGAAAGUUUUACCAACUCUAUGUACUAUGACUAUUGAUUCCAACAAGUCUGUUCGAGAUCAAUGUUUUAAAGCGAUACGCCUAAUUUUGAGUAAGUUAGAAAAUCAUUCCGAAGAUCUUAAUGCAAAAGAUAAUACUUGUGAAGGCAGUUCAUCGUCAGCAGGCGGAAGUGAUCCUACAUCUGGGAGUUGGACAGGCUGGGCGAUGAGCUCUUUGUCACGGAAGUUUUACAGAGAGAAUGCAUCAGCUGUAACUUCUGAUAAUAAGGAAGAUGGUGUACGAGAGAAGACGAAGAAAAGCCCAGCUAACACCGCGGAGAAUGUAAAUGUUUCAAAAUCACAUGACAUGUAUGAAAAAAAAUCUAACUGUGAUGAUGAAGGGAGUGACAAUGAAUCACAGGAGAAUGAAUGGGAAAUUGAGGAGGAUACUGUAUCUAGUAUAAAGAAAGAUUUUAUUGAAGCUAAAAGUCAACUAACUUCUUUCAUGUCUGGUAAAGGCCGUAAAGAGUCUGAUAUGAUAAAUAAUGGUGGGGAUAGUGACAGUGAUUAUGGAGAGGAAAAUAACUGGAAUAGCUUUUCUUUAUCAUCAAAACAAAAAAAGUCAACAGCGAACUUUGAAAAGAAUUCUGGUCCUCUCAAAUUAACAGUUGGUAAUAAAAAAAGUGCAGUCAGUGAAGAUGACAUUUUGUCUGAACUUAUGUCGGAUACCACAUCGCAAGCAAAGUUUGUGAACCUGAGCUCGUCUAAUGAUGAUAACUGGAAUGAUGUAAAGGAUAGUUUUGUUCAAGAUGAUAACUGGACUCAGAGUUUCUUCGUGAAAAGUGGUGAUAAUGUUAAGACAACAGAUAAAUUCCCGAAGAUGUCGAAAAAAGUUUCAAGUCGUGUUCAUGACAUAAAAGCUGAAAAACCAAAACCAAAAACAUCUGUUGAAGAAGAGAGUAGAAAUUCAGUGGAUUUUGAUGGUUGGGAUGCAGAGGACUGGGCUCCACUAAAUGACCUUCCACUCGCCGCCGAUAAAGAGGAGAAUUGGGAAACUGAAGGAUGGGAAAGUUUUGCGAGUUUUGACGAGAAUAAAGCGUCAGAUUUAGCGAAGAAAAAACGAGAAGAACGUCGAAAACAACGAGAGAAAGUUUUGAAAGAGAAGAGAGCGGCGAGAGGCACAUUAAAAUUGGGAGCUACUAAGAAAGAUUAAUUCUAAAUAAGUUAUAGAAAUUUUUUGAAUUUAUAAUCAUCAUCGAUUGCCUAGAGUUAAUAAAUAAUUUCAGUGAGAA